UUUCUGUUUGUUUCAUGUCUCCGACAGGCGCCAGGGCUGUCCUGAUCGCGGCUGCGGUACUUUUUGUUUCAAUCGGCAGCGUUGCCGCCCACAAUGGCUGUGGCUCAAGCGGCGCACUCGGUGCGUUCAUCCCGGAUGCCAACGUUCGCGAUCUGUGCAACAAACACGACGAUUGCUAUUCCACCUGUGGCGUGUCCAAAGAGACAUGCGACGGCCAAUUUCUCGCUGCACUCAAGAGCAAGUGCAAACUUUCCGGCACUUGGCUGUCCAAAACAUGGGACGCUGCAACCUACCCGCUUUGCAUGGCCCGUGCCAUCACGUACUAUGAAGGCGUGGCACAGCUCGGACACGAGGCCUUCAAAACCGCUCGCGAGAAGUGUUCUGCUGACACCGUAAACAGAGCCACUACUGUGCACGGCACAAUGUACGGCGGGCACAAGUAUGCGGCUGACUGGGGCGACGGCGAGAAAGGUGCCAUUCCAUCCGGCUGGCGUCUGGUUUCCCAGUCCGGUAAGCUGGUCAUGCUGGUCCAGGAAGAUGGCAACGUUGUCAUCUAUGGGCCUGGCAACACUGCCCUGUGGUCAACAAGGACCAAUGGACACGGCCAGGGCCCGUUCCGCCUCGUUAUGCAGGACGACUGCAAUUUGGUCUUGCGUGACAAGAACAACCUGGCCACCUGGACAUCCGAUACUGCCGGAAAGGGCGUCUACCCCUGUACUAUCGAACUGUAUGAUGACGGCCCAGUCAUUAUUGGCCAAGGCAAUGUUCCCGUCUGGCGUGGCGCGACUUUGAAGCUGUGAAAGCCCUGAGGUCGUGCGGCAUUCCAAGCUGCGCUGCAAAGAAGGAUCGCAGUCAGCGAAUGGCUGGAACCUGAAUGUAGCAGCAGUGCAUUUUGCGGUCGACCUUUGUGCUUUGCGCAUUUUCUGUUGUGCUGUUCGUCAAUGUUGGUGCGAUGUCUUGGUGAAACGGAUCGGAUUGGUUUCUGCUGUGAUGCUGAUUCUGUACAGUAUUUUAUUUUAUUUUGGUGUGUGUUGUCUUACACGAACAAACAAUCAGCUUUCGAAAUAAAUCAGCUCUCUUCUGUCUUGCC
Messenger RNA from Capsaspora owczarzaki ATCC 30864, 1090 nucleotides. RefSeq lists its product as hypothetical. The coding region runs from base 15 to 800 and encodes 261 amino acids. Gene Ontology annotation, cellular component: extracellular region. Lineage: Eukaryota; Filasterea; Ministeriida; Capsasporidae. The transcript has 2 exons. Gene Ontology annotation, biological process: phospholipid metabolic process; lipid catabolic process; arachidonate secretion. Gene Ontology annotation, molecular function: calcium ion binding; A2-type glycerophospholipase activity. The record is from RefSeq and is a predicted model, not a curated record.